Atta colombica is the source of this 719-nucleotide messenger RNA. It is a transcript of the gene BORCS7, whose product is annotated as UPF0693 protein C10orf32 homolog. NCBI's taxonomy places the organism in Eukaryota, Metazoa, Arthropoda, Insecta, Hymenoptera, Formicidae. Gene Ontology annotation, cellular component: BORC complex. Bases 280 to 597 code for a protein of 105 amino acids. The record is from RefSeq and is a predicted model, not a curated record. The transcript has 3 exons.
GUGCAAUUGCAAAGAACAAUCAGCAACAGUCAGUUGCAUGUCAAAUUCGUUGCAAGGCAUUUGUAAUCAUUUAUAACGUUGGUGUGUAAAGAUCGAUUCAUUCUUUUAGAUGCAACACAUCUAAAUAUCAAAUGCAUAAAAGUGUACAUGUAUAAAAAAAGAUAUCUUUAAGAUAAUGAAAUAAUCUCUCAUAAAAAUACAAUAAACAAAACACAACAGUCUAUCCUGGAUAAUAUUAAGAGCAAGGCUUAUCCAACAAUUAAUGAAAAACAGUACAAUAUGGCUUCAGCAUCCAGUACAAGCGCACGUAGUUUGUUUAUUGAGUCGAAGAUGAGAUUGGCAGAUAGAGUGCAAGUUAAUGUCAACAAUAUUGCUUCACUUGCCAGGCAGAUACAACGAGGUUCCAGAAGUAAUGAAAUUUUGACGCAUGCAGCAAGGAAUUUUGCACAACAGGAGCAUGGAUUAGAAAUGAUAGAAUCCAAUUUGAAGAAACUUGCACUCAUUGCUACUCAUUUGGAAUAUCAAAUGGAUGCGAUUGAUAAAAGUUCGGCAAUGUUAGAAGAAGUUACUGAGCAAGUACGAUCUAUGCAACGAUAAUGUAGGAUAUACAUAUAUUUUAUGUUGUACAUAAGAGUUUUAUGCAAUGAAUAUCUGCAGGAUACAUAUAUUUAUAUAAACAAUAUUUAUGCAAAUGUUAUAUUGCAGGAUUGAUUAUUAAU